Messenger RNA from Yarrowia lipolytica CLIB122, 1524 nucleotides. RefSeq lists its product as uncharacterized. Gene Ontology annotation, cellular component: nucleolus. Gene Ontology annotation, biological process: ribosome biogenesis. The record is from RefSeq and is a predicted model, not a curated record. Gene Ontology annotation, molecular function: protein binding. Lineage: Eukaryota; Fungi; Ascomycota; Dipodascomycetes; Dipodascales.
AUGAGCAAACGAGCCGCUGAAGACAAGCAGACGCCCACCAAGGCGACCAAGACGUCCGAAUCCGCCGACGCAGCCUCCACCGCGACCUCUGGCACUCCCCAGGAGCUGUCUGAGAUGGAGCAACUGGAGCUCAAGUACGGAGGCAUGGAGGAUCGAUAUGACGAUGACGGAGAGUCUGAGGAGGAAAUCUUUGAGGCUGGGGACGAAAAUGAUGAGGAAAUGGAUGAUGUGACGGAGGAGGAGGCCAAAACCCGGGCCAUGGAGGCUAUUGCCAAAGACAAUGCUGUCAAGACGGCAAAGUCUGUGUUUGUGCCACAAUUGCAUGAGCUGACUCCCGACAUGGUGAUGGAGCCGGACAUGUCUGUUUACGAGAUGAUUCACAGCUGCCGGCUCAAGUGGCCCUGUUUGUCGUUUGACAUUCUGCCCGAUUCUCUGGGUUCCGACAGAUCCACCUACCCUCACACUACCUACCUGGCCUGCGGUACUCAGGCCCAGAAGCCCAAGGAUAACGAGAUUUUGGUUCUCAAGAUUUCGCAGCUCGGCAAGACGCAGUUUAACGAGGAUGACGACGAGUCUGAGGAUGAGGAAGACGAUUCCGACCCCGUCAUGAUCAGCAAACACAUUCCUACCAACUCGACUGUUAACCGAGUCCGAACUUCUCCUUUUGGAAACAAGACGGGCGAGUACCUUACUGCAUCCAUGAUGGAGUCGUCCGAGUGCCACAUCUGGGACCUGUCUCCUCAGAUCAAGUCGUUUGACGUGCCUGGAUCCACAAUCUCCAAGCAGCAGCUCAAGCCUCUCUACACCAUCAAGCAGCACAAGACCGAAGGCUACGCGGUUGACUGGAGCCCCCUUGUUACUGGUGGCGAACUUCUGACGGGAGAUUGUGACGGAAACAUCUACCAGACCUCUCGAGGCCAGUCAGGAUUCACCACUUCCGAGAACCCCUACUCUGUGGGCUCUUCCGUGGAAGACCUGCAGUGGUCGACUUCGGAAAAGACAGUUUUCGCCUCUGGAGGCGUUGACGGACUCAUUCGAAUCUGGGACACUCGACAGAAGCAGAACAAGGCCGCUCUGGAGGUCCGAGCUACCAACACGGACAUUAACGUCAUGUCUUGGAACCACAAGGUGAGCUAUCUGCUCGCGUCUGGACACGAUGAUGGUACCUGGGGAGUUUGGGAUCUGCGUUCGUUCCAGAAGCCCAACCCCAAGCCAGUGGCUGCUUUUGAUUUCCACAAGAAGCCCGUCACCUCCAUCGAGUUCCAUCCUACCGAGGACUCUGUGGUUGCUGUGGCUUCUGAGGAUUCUACUGUUACUCUGUGGGAUCUGGCUGUGGAGGCUGAUGAUGACGAGGUCAAGCAGCAGCUCAAGGACAACGGCGAUAUCGCCCAGAUUCCUCCCCAGCUGCUGUUUGUGCACUGGCAGGCCAACCCCAAGGAGGUGCGAUGGAACAAGCAGAUCCCCGGCCAGCUGGUUUCCACCGGCUCCGAUGGCCUGAACCUGUGGAAGUCCAUUUCGGUCUAG